Fopius arisanus is the source of this 1337-nucleotide messenger RNA. RefSeq lists its product as uncharacterized. The record is from RefSeq and is a predicted model, not a curated record. The transcript is spliced from 3 exons. Lineage: Eukaryota; Metazoa; Arthropoda; Insecta; Hymenoptera; Braconidae. Bases 47 to 970 code for a protein of 307 amino acids.
AUCCUAAGAGCCGGCAAGAGCGUAUUUACUCUGGAAUAAUCUCAAAAUGGCACGCCAAGGAAUCCAGUGGUUUAACGCUCAUAUAUUUUCGAUAAAUGGCAAACCCAUGAAAUUUUAUUUGGACGGUUUUGAUCUAGUCGAAUUUUACAGGAUUAUCAAAAUCGUGGAGGCGUAUGGGGGGAAAUUCUCAGAACCAGGAGAAGAUGUUGUGGUUUUCUCCAGAUCUCAUGGUUCCUCUAAAAAAUAUGACAAUCUUUUUCACGUCAACUUUCUUUCUGACUCUAUCGCUUCGAAUAACACUCAAGACCCGAUGAAAUACACGUUGUCGCCGAAUGCCAAAAUAUCGUUUAUCCAUGAGAAAGGAUCAAUCGUAGAAAGGAACGUCAGUCAUUGUUGUGAGAACCACAACAAAAAUUGUGCAAACGAAAUUCGGGGAACGACUAAUCGGACAGAUCAACAGAUCCCCAGUAUCGUCCCCCAACUAGAUCCUCAGGUCAACAUAAAAUUAGAAAUAGAUUCGAAGAAAGAGAUCCCCAAUUUAUACCACUGCAUGAAUUCUGAAACAAGAAAGAGACACAUGGAAAUGAGAGGCUCUAACUGCUACGUCCUCUGUUCUUCCUUAUCUAAAGAGGACAAUCACCUCGAGGUUCCAAAAAAAUACAUGAAAACGAGUGCAGAAGGUCCGAGAACUGGAGGAAUUCCUGGGGAUAGACUCUCUCAGAAUUUCUCUUCGAAUUCUCACGAGGAGAGUCUGGGAAAUUCUGUCAAAGAAAGCGAAUCAGAUUCCUGGGGUGAGGAAGCACCUGGCUGUGCUAGGGUGAGAAUUUACGAGGCCGCCAGGAUCUCUGAUAACACCAGGACUAUGGCAAAAGCGUUUGAUGCAGUUCCUUAUGGGAAUGUAACUUCAAUUAAUUUAUCCUCUAAUGGAAACAGUUCACAGUACGUUUCAAGAAACAAUUCUGAACUUUAAAAAAUAUCUCGUCUUUAUUGCUGAAAUGUUCAUUCGACUUUUUCGGAGACUUUUGAAAUUUUUUUUUUAGUUAAUGAAUUUUUGUUGCAAUAUUUUCUCGCAAUGAACAGCUCAACGAGGGCUACAGAGGCAUAUGCAGUUACAAAUUCUAUAAAAAAGUUCUGGAUAUAUUGUUAAAGCAUGAAUAAAAAUAUAAUAAACUGUCAAACUUGUUGACACUUGAUGGUUUUAUUUGUAAUAUAUUCUCGAGACAGUUUGCUGUACUGGCAGUACAAAAUACAACUUCUGGGUGAAAACGACAGAAAAUUGACUGUGAAUUAUUGCAUGAAGUAUUUUGAAUAAUAAAAUCAAGGGAAAUAUUAGAUUA